AUGAAAACGGCAAGAUGCCCAAGAGAGGUCUGGAAAGAAGUUGACAAACUCUUCAAUCUUUGGAGGAGGAAAGAGAUCAAUGGUCAAGUGAAGGACACCCUGAAGCAAACACAGUUCAAAAUCAUCAACUCAGUGCCUCUCCCGAGAAGAGUUGAGCUUCUCAAGCAAAUUAACCAAUCAAAAAUAAGCUGGCAGGACUUUCUUGACUUAUGCAAAGAAGACAUCAGACCAAAUCAGAGUUCUGUUGUCUCGCGUGACCUUGAUGAUGUCACCUGCCCCUCAGACACAGAAGAAGAGGCAGUGGUAGACAAACCACUGGCCAAUCCAAAAAAUAGAGAUACAUCAUCACAACUCAGUGGACAAGUUGAGGACUUGGUGUCAAAGGUCAAGGUUAUUGAGAAAAAAUGGCUUGAGGCUGAAAAACGAGCUAAUGCCAAUGAAAGUCGGGCACGAGAAUUGACCAAAAAACUAGCUGCUGAACGCUCAGUGAUAUGCAAGCUGAAAAUUAUGCUGUCAAAACAGCAACAGAAAAACUUGGAGCUCAGUAAAAGGGUAAAACUUUCAGAGACAGAGACAGAAGAUAACAAGGCUCAAAUCAACAGACUACAACAACAGUUAUGUGUGCUGAGUUACCAAGAGGUCCAUCAGGGGGGUAGCGUGGAAUCUCUGGCACAGCAGAAGAAAAUUCAUGCCGACGAGUUGCGCCUCAAGUCUCUGGAACUCGCGGCGAAGGACAAGGAGAUUGAAAUGCUCAAAGUGCAGAAAAAUGCACAGCUACGCAUCUGCGAAGCAGAGCUUGCCUUUAAAUCCGCGCUUCUUGAGGCAAGGGAAAAGGAAAUCGAACUGCAGCGCUUGAAGGCAGAACACAGCAACCUCCAAAAAUCCAGAAAACGCAAAUCUCUUGAACAGGAAGCAAUCCUUCCAUUCAGCGUGCGGAUUCAUAGCGCUAAGAAGGUGGAUGGUAACCAUGUUAACAAGGAAAGAGCUACAGACGCAUCAGAGCCGAGUCAACGUGGCAACAAGUCACAUGAUGCAGAUGGCACACAGAUGAAUCAACUCGGGGAUAUUGAUUGCACAGUUAAUUCAGCAACGACGGAGUUUUGGGAAACCAUGAUAGAGGACACAGAAAUGUCUACGUGUCCCUCGCCUUAUCCGGUAUCAGUGAAGCGGAUCAAAGCUGAGCCACAGGAGUAAUAGAGCGAAGCGAAGCAAGUUAAAGUAAAAGGACCCAGCCAUACCCAAUGAGGCAUUUCAAAGUCGGGUCAAAGGAUUCAUCUCCUGCCAGUGAAGCGGAUCAAAGCAGAGUCCAAGGACCCACCCACGCCCAAUGAAGCAUAUCAAAGUGGAGUCAGAGGAUUCUUUCUUUCCCAGUGAAGCGGAUCAAAGUGGAGUCAAAGGGCCCACCCACGCCCAAUGAAGUAUAUAUCAAAGUGGAGUCAAAGGAUUCAUCACUUCAAAGUGAAGCGUAUCAAAGUUGAGAUAAAAUGAUCCAUCCCUUCCCAGUGAAGCGAAAAAAAAUGCAGUCAAAGAGAGUCAUAAUCCUGCCAGACCAAUGCUGAGUAACAAUGAAUGAGUUUAUUUAUUUUAAUUUGAUUUAUUUAUUUAAAUUCUGACCAGGAGUGAACACUGUAGGAGAUUUACAUUUACCUGCAUGUAUGUCACCCUCUAAACUUCAGUUUAAGGUAAUGUUUAUCUGCUUUUAUCACAGAUUCAGUGUUGCCAUCUCAAAUCCCAUUGUUUUUCUAUAAAUAUUUAAAAGGCCUGUAAAUGUUUCCGACAGGCAUAUUUGUAACAAUGUUCUGCACCAAACACCUUUAAAGCGCUUCUGUUUACGACAGGCAUAUUUGUAACAAUGUACUGCACCAAACACCUAGACAGAUAACCAUUACUCUUUGGGUAAAUUUUGUGUAAUGGGUAAAAAUGAAAUACCUGUACAUGUAUGUCUGACUGCAGUUUGCAUAUACAUGUAUAUGUAUCUGAAUGUUUUCUGACGCAUAGUUGUGAAUUUGCUAAAGAUAAAUUUUAGAUAAACAGUUUCUCCAUACAUGUAUAUGACUGAACACUUUGACAAAAGCUUCAGGCUGUGAUGUCCAUGUUCAGUGGAAAUUCCAGAGUUGUGUUACAUAAAGACUUGUUUAGAUAUUUUAACAUUGUUCUCUCUUAUU
Molecule: messenger RNA, 2165 nt
Organism: Liolophura sinensis
Lineage: Eukaryota; Metazoa; Mollusca; Polyplacophora; Chitonida; Chitonidae
Exons: 4
Coding region: 1-1194 (397 amino acids)
Source: RefSeq, a predicted model, not a curated record